Messenger RNA from Kwoniella botswanensis, 645 nucleotides. RefSeq lists its product as uncharacterized. Gene Ontology annotation, biological process: endosome transport via multivesicular body sorting pathway; protein transport; late endosome to vacuole transport. The transcript has 5 exons. The record is from RefSeq and is a predicted model, not a curated record. Gene Ontology annotation, cellular component: multivesicular body; ESCRT III complex. Lineage: Eukaryota; Fungi; Basidiomycota; Tremellomycetes; Tremellales; Cryptococcaceae. Bases 1 to 645 code for a protein of 214 amino acids.
AUGAAAUCCAUCAACAGGUGGAUAUACGGUCCAACGCCAGAAGAGAAAGUAAGGGGAUGGCAAGCCAAGCUGAGACAGCAGGAGAGACAGCUAGACAGGGAGAUACGUAAUCUCGAAGUGGCAACAUCGAAAUCCCGAAUAGAGCUCAAACAACUAGCUAAGAAGAAUGACGUCAAAUCCGCUAAAUUGCUGGCAAAGGAGAUAGUCAGAGCGAAUAAACAGAGAGAUAGGUUGGAAAGUAGUAAAGCGAGAGUAAGAUCGGUUGGAAUGCAACUACAACAUCAGUUGUCAAUGGUAAAAGUGACAGGGGCGUUCCAGAAAUCAACAGAAAUUAUGAAAACUACCAACGCUCUGGUCAAAUUACCUCAGUUGAGCGCUACGAUGAGAGAGAUGAGUAUGGAGAUGAUGAAGAGCGGUAUAAUGGAAGAAAUGAUGGAAGAAACUCUCGACUCAGUUAACGACGACGAAGAGCUAGAGGAAGAAGCAGAUGCAGAAGUGGACAAGGUCUUAUUCGAGUUGACAGAUGGUAAAUUGGGUCAAGCUGGUAAAGUUGGAGAUGCCUUGCCUGAAAACAAAGAAGACGAGGAAGAGUCGGAAGAAGAGAUUCAACGCAUGCGUCGCGAGAUGCAAGAGCUUCUUGGUUAG